CGCCCGGUGGAGGGUAGUGUGUUGUGAAACAUUUAUGCCUUUCAUUCAGUGUCGUAAUGUUAAUUUCUUUUGUAUUAUGAAACUUUUUAUGUUUUUGUUAAAAAAUGUUUUAUCAUAUUAUGACCACGUCACGACGUUAGUGGUUCAAUGUGGUUUCUAAGUUAAAACAUGGUGCCAGUGCUUCUGUUGUAACUGCUGGAAAGAAGGGACACAUACAGUUCAAGAGCAAAUGUUUUCAUUGACUUGGUCGCGACUGUCUUGUUUGGCUCUGUCCAUCCGAGGACAGAGGACGCUGAGUCUGUUCUCCAGCUCCGGAUCCUCAAACUGGAGUAAAGUAGUCUCUGAUGCGGAGAAGAUCGUCGGGUAUCCUACCUCCUUCAUGAGCCUGCGGUGCCUCCUCAGUGAUGAACUCAGUAAUGUGGCCAUGCACGUCAGGAAGCUGGUCGGGACUCAACAUCCAUUACUCAAUACUGCGAGAGGGUUCGUCUAUGACAGCAAGAACAACCUUCAGAUGAGAGGAUUAAUCGUCCUUCUACUGUCUAAAGCUGCAGGGCCCAGCCACGCAGCCUGUGACCUUCUCACUCAGGACAUGGUCAGCGGCAUCUACCCCAGCCAGAGGAACCUGGCAGAAAUCACAGAGCUGAUUCACACUGCCUUCCUGGUGCAUCGUGGGAUUGUAAAUCUCAAGGAGUGGACGCUUUCAGACGGCCCGUUGAAAGACAUGGAGUUCGGGAAUAAAAUGGCCGUCCUCAGUGGCGACUUCUUGCUAGCGAACGCUUGUACUGGACUGGCCCAGCUCAACGACACUGAGGUUGUUGAACUGGUUUCCAGCGCCAUCGGGGAUCUAGUUCAAGGAAUCUACUAUGAGAAUUACAACACUACUGAGGAUGGCCUCACCGAUGGCGUCGACGUGGCGUCGUGGGAGGAGCAGACGUUCCUGUCCCACGGGGCGCUGCUGGCCAAGAGCUGUCAAGCUGCCAUGCAGCUCGCCAAACAUGACAAGGAGGCCCAAAGAGUGGCCUACAUGUACGGCAAACACCUGUCACUGGGCCAUAAGAUGAACUCUGACCUGCAGCCGUUUGUGAAAAGCGGGAUGGGUGAGCCAACGUCGUUCAGUUUGAGCGCCGCCCCGGUGGUUUUUCACCGUCAGAUCAUUGGCAAGGAGAGGUGGCAUCAGCUGCUGCAGCAGGCAAAAACUUUGAGGAAUCAGCUGGAUUACUCAAAGCUUUUGGCAGCAGUUAAGUCGGAGAAAGGCGUGAGCUCAGCAGUGGACUUGUGCUGUUACCAUAGCAACAAGGCGCUGGAGGCCAUCCAGGCUUUCCCCUCCUCUGAGGCUCGAUCCGCCUUGGAGAACAUCGCCUCCGCCAUCACAAAAUUUUAACCUGGACUCACACAGACACACACUCCACCGUGCAGCCUGGAGACUUCAGGAGUACGAAAGACACUUGACAGAUGGAUAGACUUAUUUUGAUCCAGAUGCUGGCUAAUGUCUGGAGAAACUGUGGAGGAUAGAGUGCAGCAGAAAUGCAAUAUCUAAAGAUGGUUGUCACUAAAUAAAAACACAUUUCUUCA
Messenger RNA from Melanotaenia boesemani (Boeseman's rainbowfish), 1572 nucleotides. RefSeq names its product prenyl (decaprenyl) diphosphate synthase, subunit 2 (gene pdss2). Gene Ontology annotation, molecular function: prenyltransferase activity. The coding region runs from base 230 to 1381 and encodes 383 amino acids. The record is from RefSeq and is a predicted model, not a curated record. The transcript has 8 exons. Lineage: Eukaryota; Metazoa; Chordata; Actinopteri; Atheriniformes; Melanotaeniidae. Gene Ontology annotation, biological process: ubiquinone biosynthetic process; isoprenoid biosynthetic process. Gene Ontology annotation, cellular component: mitochondrion; transferase complex.